Molecule: messenger RNA, 2920 nt
Organism: Vigna angularis (adzuki bean)
Lineage: Eukaryota; Viridiplantae; Streptophyta; Magnoliopsida; Fabales; Fabaceae
Product: ABC transporter B family member 25, mitochondrial
Exons: 20
Coding region: 276-2516 (746 amino acids)
Biological process (GO): transmembrane transport; intracellular iron ion homeostasis
Cellular component (GO): mitochondrial inner membrane
Molecular function (GO): ABC-type transporter activity; ATP binding; ATP hydrolysis activity
Source: RefSeq, a predicted model, not a curated record
UGACUAUGUUUCAUUUUCCAGUUUAUUCCGUGGGGGAAUGAAUGAUGUGUGCACUAACUUCAUACCAAAAAUCUACACUUUCGAAUCCUUAUGUUUUUCAAAUUCCUACAGGAAUGUCUCCCCUUCCUUUUUCAUCUAACAUUCUUCUAUUCGAAUCCCAUUAGGGUUUUCUCUGAACUUCCCAAAUCGGUCAAACUCUAGAAAGUUCCGACCUUUGGUUUGGACCUAUUUGCGGAAGGAAAGGAAACACAAACAAGCUUCAAACUUGUUCUAAAAUGCUUGCUGCUGCUGCUUCAGCUUCUCGACACCUUCUUCAACGCGAUGCCAGCAUCGGUGCUUGCAGUGGCAGUGGCAAUCGAGUUCGCUCUCUUUUUACAGUUUCUGUGAUCGCCACAACCUACCCAAGUCGCACUAAAACAUGUUAUAGUCAUGGUUAUGGAAUCAGUUUCAAUGCCCCUAAACACAGAGCGUGCCCAGGUUUGCUUUUUGCUGUAAAGGGGUUCCUCUCUGAUUCAUCAAAUUCUAAUUCUCCACAUGGCAGAGUUUCCAGACCUCACUUACCACAUCCUAGUUCAAGUGUGGAUGGGCGAGCAUUGUUCUCAACUUCAGCUAAAGAUGAUGGAAGCCGAAGCCAAAAGGCUGCUUCUUCCACCAUUCCUAAACCACCACCAUCACUUCCUAAUGGGCAAGUUGCUGAUGUGAGGAUCCUUCGCACACUUGCCAGUUACCUUUGGAUGAAAGAUAAUCUUGAAUUCCGGGUUCGGGUUAUUGCCGCAUUGGGCUUACUUAUUGGGGCUAAGGUUUUGAAUGUUCAGGUCCCGUUCUUGUUCAAGCUUGCAGUUGAUUCGUUGACGACUGCUUCGGGGAAUGCUGCUGCUCUUGCUUCGAGUUCAAGUGGGUUGGCUCUUUUUGCAACCCCAGUGGCAGUGUUGGUUGGAUAUGGGAUUGCGCGUUCAGGAGCUUCUGCUUUCAACGAAUUGCGGACCGCUAUAUUUUCUAAGGUUGCACUGCGAACAAUUCGAUUAGUAUCAAGGAAGGUCUUCUCACAUUUGCAUGACCUUGACCUUCGGUAUCAUCUAAGCCGAGAAACGGGUGCAUUAAGUAGAAUAAUUGAUCGUGGUAGUCGUGGAAUAAAUUUCAUUCUCUACUCUAUGGUGUUCAAUGUGGUACCUACCAUGAUAGAGAUAUCUAUGGUAGCAGGUAUACUGGCCUACAAAUUUGGAGCUCCCUUUGCGCUUAUUACUUCCUUAUCAGUUGCUGCUUAUGUUAUUUUCACUCUGUCUAUCACACAGUGGAGGACUAAGUUCAGGAAAGCCAUGAAUAGGGCUGAUAAUGAUGCUAGUACGAGGGUUAUUGAUUCACUUAUUAAUUAUGAGACUGUCAAAUAUUUUAAUAAUGAAGUUUAUGAAGCUGAUAAUUAUGACAAGUACCUAAAGAGAUAUGAAGAUGCUGCUCUGAAAACCCAACGAAGUCUUGCUGUCUUGAAUUUUGGUCAAAAUAUUAUAUUUAGUACUGCUCUUUCAUCAGCAAUGGUGCUGUGCUCUCAUGGGAUCAUGGAUGGAACGCUGACUGUUGGUGAUUUGGUAAUGGUGAAUGGGCUUCUCUUCCAAUUAUCUCUUCCACUCAAUUUCCUUGGUAGUGUUUAUCGUGAGACUAUACAGAGUUUAGUUGACAUGAAAUCCAUGUUUCAGUUACUCGAGGAAAGAGCAGACGUUAGGGAUAAAGAAAAUGCACAGCCUCUUAGAUAUAAUGGGGGGAGUAUCAAAUUUGAGAAUGUACAUUUUGGUUACCUCACAGAAAGAAAGAUACUAGAUGGAAUAUCGUUUGUUGUGCCAGCUGGUAAAAGUGUUGCAAUUGUUGGGACUAGUGGAAGUGGAAAAUCAACCAUUCUUAGAUUGCUAUUCAGGUUCUUUGAUCCUAAUUCUGGAAGUAUAAAGAUAGAUAAUCAAGAUAUUCGGGAGGUAACCCUUGAGAGUUUGCGGAAGUCCAUUGGUGUUGUUCCACAAGAUACUGUACUUUUUAAUGAUACUAUAUUUCACAACAUUCACUAUGGUCGGCUUUCUGCAACAAAAGAGGAGGUCUAUGAAGCUGCUCAACAAGCAGCAAUUCAUAACACUAUCAUGAAUUUUCCUGAUAAAUACCAAACUGUUGUCGGAGAGCGAGGGCUCAAGUUAAGUGGUGGUGAGAAGCAACGUGUUGCCUUGGCUCGUUCAUUCUUAAAAGCGCCUGCAAUUCUGUUGUGUGAUGAAGCUACAAGUGCUCUUGACAGCACAACAGAAGCAGAAAUUUUAAGUGCAUUAAAGUCCGUAGCAAAAAAUCGGACUUCCAUAUUCAUUGCUCACAGGCUUACCACUGCAAUGCAGUGUGAUGAGAUUAUUGUUCUGGAAAAUGGGAAGGUGAUUGAGCAAGGACCACAUGAAGAGCUCUUAUCAAAACCAGGAAGAUAUGCACAACUGUGGGGACAACAAAAUAACACAAUUGAUGCAAUUGAUACAGCCAUUGAUGUGGGAGCAUAAAAAGUUAUAGAAAGCUUCUCCCUUCCUCUCGGUGAGAGAAAAAGACAUUGUGCAAUGUUAAUAGUCCAUGACUUCAUUACAAUUUUGAAGUUUUGUGAUACCUAAGUCUGUUGUAAGCCUUUCUUAGCCUCUGUAGUACAUUUUAUAUUUGUUUAGCUAGGUCAAUUCUUGCAGCAGGGAAUAUCAUGUCAUUUCAUGAUAUAUCAAUUCUUUGUACCGACAUACGUGAGUUUUUGGUCUUCAAAGGCAACACUUGUAUACAUCAGUUCAAGAUGAUUGAAGGUCUUAUGAGCUUUCAGCUGACAGCAAGAGUUUGUAUUAUUGGAUUUGAAUAAUAGAUUGUGGGGUACUAUUGUUGCAUAAAUUAAAGCACUUUAAGCUAAGUAAAAGUGAUUUCUUGUAAA